AUGCAACGGGGUCCCCCACACAUCCCAGAGCACUCUGUGGAGGUCCCUGGGGCCGUGAAUUACUCCCCGGGGGUGAUACUCUGCCUCGCCACCGGGUUUUUGCAUCCGCAGGCGAGGAAGCAGCGGCUGGAGUUCCCCUACGGCCCGAGACGGGGCUUCCAGUUCCGACCGCAGCACCGUGGGACAUGGAGCGCAAAGCCAAACCCGACCGUGGAGCGGGCAGAGCUGUGCUCAGGGUCUCCUGCGCGGACGGACGCCAUCGCACGGGAGGCCAGGCAGCAGCCCGUGUACCAGCAGUCGCCCUAUGGACCCUGCCACUAUGAGAUGAAGCAGUUCCUGGAAUGUGCUACCAACCAGAGAGACCUGACCCUGUGCGAGGGCUUCAACGAGGCUCUGAAGCAGUGCAAGUACAGCAAUGGUGAGUCUGUGCCCCGUCCCUGCAGGAGGGCUGGGCACUGA
This is a messenger RNA of Charadrius vociferus (killdeer), 459 nucleotides long. RefSeq names its product coiled-coil-helix-coiled-coil-helix domain containing 10 (gene CHCHD10). Gene Ontology annotation, biological process: mitochondrion organization. The transcript has 3 exons. The record is from RefSeq and is a predicted model, not a curated record. Lineage: Eukaryota; Metazoa; Chordata; Aves; Charadriiformes; Charadriidae. Gene Ontology annotation, cellular component: nucleus; mitochondrion. The coding region runs from base 1 to 459 and encodes 152 amino acids.